Molecule: messenger RNA, 1261 nt
Organism: Trifolium pratense (red clover)
Lineage: Eukaryota; Viridiplantae; Streptophyta; Magnoliopsida; Fabales; Fabaceae
Product: glyoxylate/succinic semialdehyde reductase 2, chloroplastic
Exons: 12
Coding region: 78-1106 (342 amino acids)
Cellular component (GO): chloroplast
Molecular function (GO): glyoxylate reductase (NADPH) activity; NADP binding; NAD binding
Source: RefSeq, a predicted model, not a curated record
UAUCUAUAUCUAUAAUUUAUCCAUCUUUGUUUAUCGUGUCUAUCGAAUUCAUAGGAACACAAACAACAAAGAAGAACAUGAGCAGCUUCAUAAACUGCAAUCACUUUGUUCUUCACCGUUUUCCUAUCAUGGCAAUGCGCUCUACCUUCAACUAUCGCCACUUCUCUCUUCAUAUUUCAAACGCUUCUACUCAACCACAAGCCCAAGGGAUUGAGACACCUCCACGUGUUGGAUUUUUGGGUCUUGGAAUCAUGGGCACCCCAAUGGCACAAAAUCUCAUCAAAGCUGGAGUUGAUUUGACUGUUUGGAAUAGGACAAAGAGCAAGUGUGAUCCUCUAAUCAACUUGGGAGCUAAAUAUAAACCAUCUCCUGAGGAAGUAGCGACAUCUUGCGAUCUCACAUUUGCUAUGCUUGCUGAUCCUCAAAGUGCGGUUGAUGUUGCUCUUGGUAAACAUGGAGCUGCAAAUGGAAUAGGUCCAGGAAAAGGAUAUGUGGAUGUAUCAACUGUUGAUGUGGACACUUCUAAAUUGAUUAAUGGGCAGAUAAAAUCCACUGGAGCAUUAUUUUUGGAGGCUCCAGUUUCAGGUUCCAAAAAGCCAGCAGAAGAUGGACAAUUGAUAUUUCUUACAGCAGGGGACAAGAAUCUUUAUGAUACGGUUGCUCCAUUCUUGGACAUCAUGGGGAAAUCUAGAUUUUACCUUGGUGAUGUUGGAAAUGGAGCUGCGAUGAAACUCGUUGUCAAUAUGAUCAUGGGCAGUAUGAUGGCAUCCUUUUCUGAAGGUUUACUUCUCAGUGAGAAAGUUGGGCUGGAUCCAAAAGUACUAGUGGAGGUAAUUUCACAGGGUGCGAUUAGUGCUCCGAUGUACUCGAUGAAAGGCCCAUCCAUGAUACAGUCACAUUAUCCGACUGCAUUUCCCUUAAAGCAUCAGCAGAAGGAUCUAAGACUUGCCCUGGGGUUAGCAGAGUCUGUUUCCCAACCUAUUCCGAUUGCAGCAGCUGCUAACGAGUUAUAUAAAGUUGCAAAAUCACACGGCUAUAGCGAUGAGGACUUUUCAGCGGUCAUUGAAGCAUUAAAAUCCAAAUUUCAGCACUCAGAAAACCAAUGAGGUUCUUAUGAAGACAUGUUCAAGUUGACUUGGAAUCAAGUAUAGAAAGGUUGCGACUUUGUGAGACUAGUCAAUUUAAAUGCAAUUCCCAAAAUGUAGAAUAUAUAUACAGUUUCAAGUGAGUAAAAUUUUGGUAAAAAAUUAUUUUCAACAAA